Molecule: messenger RNA, 2380 nt
Organism: Austrofundulus limnaeus
Lineage: Eukaryota; Metazoa; Chordata; Actinopteri; Cyprinodontiformes; Rivulidae
Product: phosphatidylinositol-binding clathrin assembly protein
Exons: 20
Coding region: 594-2333 (579 amino acids)
Biological process (GO): clathrin coat assembly; synaptic vesicle budding from presynaptic endocytic zone membrane; clathrin-dependent endocytosis
Cellular component (GO): clathrin-coated pit; synaptic vesicle; extrinsic component of presynaptic endocytic zone membrane
Molecular function (GO): 1-phosphatidylinositol binding; clathrin heavy chain binding; SNARE binding
Source: RefSeq, a predicted model, not a curated record
AAGCUUGGUGCAGCCAGUGUGUGGUGCUGCGGGAUCAGAGAGGUGUCUGCGUUCAGGACACAGAAACCGGCUGAAGCGCAGGAAAAGCCGCAAAGAGAUGAUAAUUCAGGUUUUUUUUAUUAUUAUUUUAAAACGAGUCUUCAGCAAUAGGAGAUGCCGCAUUUAAUUAAAUUUUUUGAUUCUUGAUAUAUCGGCGUUUUCUUUCUUUCUUUUUUUUCCCUGGGACACGUCCAAUCAAAGCGCAUUCAUUGUGUUGUUUCAUUGUAGCAGCUUUUUAUGCUGGUGGCUUCCAUUAUCAUCGUUUUUAAAUGGUUUUUAAACGCUUUUCUGGACACGAAGGUCUUCUGUAAUUUAUUUAUUUUAUUUAUUUUUGGGGGGAAUAGCCGCAUGAAUUCUCUCACCGGAUCCUCAUCGGUGUUUGCUGCUGCUUCUGUCCUCCUCCUCUUCCUCCUCCUCCUCCUCCUCCUCCUCACAGAGGGCACUACCCUCCUCCCUGCCACUAAAGACAUUUUGAUCGUCCUCCCCGGUUCCCCCCACCCGGACAUCACCAGCAGCACCCCCUCCUCCUCCUCCUCCUCUUCCUCCUCUGUAACAUGUCGGGACAGUCUUUGACGGACCGGAUCGCCGCCGCGCAGCACAGCAUGACCGGUUCUGCCAUCAGCAAAGCCGUGUGCAAGGCCACGACGCACGAAGUCAGCGGACCCAAGAAGAAGCACCUCGACUACCUGAUCCACUGCACCAAUGAGCUGAACGUCAGCAUUCCCCAUCUGGCAGACACGCUGCUGGAGCGCACGGCGAGCAACAGCUGGAUUGUGGUUUUCAAAGCGCUCAUCACCACACACCACCUCAUGAUGUACGGCAAUGAGAGAUUGAUGCAGUACCUCGCCUCCAGAAACACGCUUUUCAACCUCAACAACUUUCUAGAUAAGGCUGCACUACAAGGAUAUAACAUGUCAACCUUCAUCAGACGCUACAGCCGAUACCUGAAUGAAAAAGCCAUGUCCUUUAGAUUAGCAGCAGUGGACUUCACCAAGAUGAAGAGAGGGGCUGAUGGCGUGAUGCGCACCAUGAACACAGAGAAGCUGAUCAAAACUCUGCCCAUCAUUCAGAACCAGCUCGACGCACUGCUUGAUUUUCAGCCGAACUCCAACGAGCUGACCAACGGGGUGAUAAACACGGCGUUCAUGCUGCUGUUUAAAGACUCCAUACGGUUGUUUGCUGCUUACAACGAAGGCGUCAUCAACAUGUUGGAGAAAUACUUUGACAUGAAGAAGAAUCAGUGCAAAGAAGCACUGGAGAUCUACAAGAACUUCCUCCACAGGAUGACAAAACUGUCCGAGUUUCUGAAAGUGGCAGAGUCAACAUUACGAGUUGGGAUAGAUCAGGGCGACAGCCCCGAUCUCACACAGGCACCCAACACCCUCCUGGAGGCUCUGGAGCAGCAUCUAGCUUCUCUGGAGGGCAGGAAGCUCAAGGAUCUGUCUACUGCCAGCAGAUCCAGUACCUUGUCCAGUGCAGUGUCAUCCCUCUCCAGUGGGGGGAUCUCUCUCAGCCGUAUGGAUGACAAGACCGAGGACAACCGACUGCAGCAACACAAGGAGGAGAGUCAUAAAGUGAUUGACAUUCAGACGCCCACUGUCUCGCCCAGCACCCAGUCAGUGGGAAGUGCCAACAGUAGUGUAGGAGCCGCAGAUCUCUUCUCCAACUUACCUAGCAUACCCAUCAGCAACCAUGUGCCAAACCUGACCAGUGAGCUGUUUACCCUGCAGCCCACCUUCACCCCCAUCCAGACCACACACACUGUGCACAACAAUAACAAUGCCUGGGGAGGUGACCUGCUAAAGCCAUCUCCACCUACUCACAUUCACAGUCCAGGAGCUCCUUUGCACUCUGGGAAAAUGCUGCCCAAUGAUUUGGACUCUUCAUUAGCUAAUCUGGUUGGCAACCUGCAGUUUGGAGGUAUUCCAGCUAAAAAGCCGGAGCUUCAGUGGACCCAUCUGGUAGAGAAGAAGCCAACAGGAGGAAGCGGUUGGCAGUCGAAAACCAUGUGUACCAACACCAACUGGACUCACACAACCCAUCCCAUGGCACCUGCACCAAUGCCCGUCCCUCAGAUGAAUGGGAUGAUCUAUACUGGAUAUGCUCCAGCACCAGUGGCUUUUCCAAUGACGACACCCCAAGUGCCUGUGUAUGGAAUGCUCCCUCCUCAGAUGAGUCAUCAGAUGGGGGGUGUUCCCAUGAUUCCCCCACAGCCUGUCAUGUACAACCAGCCUGUCCUGAGACCCACCAGUUCAUUUGGACCCAUACCGGGUACACAGAUGCACUUCAUGUAGAGAUGAUGAUGUAACCAUAGCRGCAAAGCUGAAGGGGAAGAGGCAAG